Messenger RNA from Leptopilina boulardi, 1248 nucleotides. RefSeq lists its product as uncharacterized. The coding region runs from base 1 to 1248 and encodes 415 amino acids. The transcript is spliced from 3 exons. Lineage: Eukaryota; Metazoa; Arthropoda; Insecta; Hymenoptera; Figitidae. The record is from RefSeq and is a predicted model, not a curated record.
AUGAAGGAAGAACAAGCUUGUGAAGACUAUUUCAAGGAAAAUACAUGUCGAAUUUCUAAUGGGCAAUAUCAAGUCAAGUAUGCCUUUAACGAAAACAAUCAAAAAUUGGGAGAAUCGCGUUCCAUCUCCCUCCGUCGAUUUCAUUUUGCAGAAAAACAAUUUAUAAAAAAUUCCGAAUUGAAAAGUGAAUACUGUGAAUUUAUCGAUAAAUACAAGGAUCUUAAUCACAUGUCCUUAACAAAAGGUGAUAAGUUAGGUUCAGGACAGUUUCUUCCUCAUCAUGCGGUGAUAAAGGAAGAUUGUAUGACUACUAAAAAUCGAGUGGUAUUUGAUGGAUCAGCCAAAACUUCAACAGAUGAUUGUCUGACAGGUGCAAAUUCGCGUAAGAAGGAUUUGUUCCUUCGUGAUGAUUUAUCAUCUCUCUUAAAAAAGGGUGGUUCCCAUUUGAGGAAAUGGGCCUCAAAUGAUACUACAUUAAUACCAGAGAGUUCUCAAUCUAAUUCAGAUCACAUGUCGCUCGACCCGAACAGCACUAUAAAAACAUUAGAAAUUCAUUGGGAUUCCCGUAAAGAUGUAAUUUUCAAUAAAAUUGAUACCUCAAGGUUUUUGAAAACAAUCACGAAAAGGACCAUUCUAUCAUUGAUUGCUAAAUUAUUUGACCCUUUAGGAUUAUUAGCCCCAGUCAUUGUUAUGGGCAAGAUAAUAAUUCAACUUUUAUGGAAGGCAGGAAUUUUGUGGGAUAGCUCGGUCUCAGCAAGUAUCCAUACAAUGUGGCUCUCAUUUAGAAAUCAAUUGCAUCUGAUAGAGAAAAUUACCUUCGAUCGUUUUAUUUUAAACUCAAAUUCUGUUGAAAUUCAAUUGCAUGGUUUCUGCGACGCAAGUGAGAGUGCUUUCGGAGCAUGUAUCUAUUUGCGUUCAACAGAUGCAUCAAGGAAAAUUGACAUCUCUUUAGUUUGUGCAAAAUCGAGAGUAGCUCCUGUGAAACCUGUAACUUUGCCUCGAUUAGAAUUGUGUGGUGCUUUUCUUCUAUCGGGCCUAUAUAAUAUAACUCUGCUAUCGUUGAAAUUAAAAAUUGAUAAAGUUUACUUGUGGUCAGAUUCUAUUAUCACUUUGCAUUGGAUUCAUUCAGAGCCCCAUUUAUUAAAAACUUUCGUAUCUAAUCGAAUUGCUGCCAUUCAGAAUUUAUCAACAAACUGUCAAUGGAGGCACGUACCAACUAAGGACAACCCUGCUGAUUUAGUGUCAUGA